CUGCAUUUUAACAAGGGUCUUUUUCGCUUCCUUUUGUCGAUCAAGACCCUGAAAUGGCGGGGUGGUUCCAGAUAUUUUUCUUAUCUGCUAUGCUAUCGUUCUUGUCCACAUGGUGUUCUGCCGGUCGAGUGGCUACGAACUGCUGGACACUGGAAAUCGCUGGGUUCGUGUGGAUUAAAGAGUGGAUAAAGAUGAGGAGAACCAGAGUGGUGUGGAGAAUGUGUAGAAAGUUGGGUGAGGCUGAUAUCAUGAUAAGUGGGCUGUUAUAUCUUCAUGGUCUUGUCUUUCACUGCUUUCUCUGAUCAUAUCUGUCUUCCUAUUCAUAUUGUUGUUUUGACUCAAGUACUUAUCGUGCUAUAUCAUCGACUUGGAGAGUCUGCGACUCAUAUUGAUGCUCACCACUUGCUAGUUUCGCCAAGGACAUUACAAAUAGUGUUGUCAUACUACCUCAAUAUUCCAAACAUGCUCAAAGAACUUCCACCCUCGCCCCUCGCCCUCCUAUCACCUUCUCACCCCGAACAUCGAGCCGCAAGAAAGGAGAUCGAGAAACACAACCCACAUUUCAACACCAAAGACCUAGCGAUGAAAGCCGGUAUCCUCGCCUUGUUAGCAGGAAUAGCGUGUUAUCCUAGGAUCAAGGCCGAGGCAGAAUUACUUGGAGAGAAAGGGAAAGAUAAAUUGAAAGAGGAAGGACGGAAAGGGAGGAAGAAGUGGGAUGAAUUCAAGGACGAUGUUGAGGAUGAGCUUCAUGGACAUAGGAGGAGCGAGAGUGUUGAGACACGGCCAUCGUUGGAACCGCGGAUGAGGAGUCGGAGUGAAGGGUGGCAGAGGAGGGGUGAUAAGAGUAGGGAGUGGGAUUGGGAUGAUCGAAGGCAUCGGUAUAAGGAUCGAAGAGACAGACAUACGAGGUAUUGAUGGACGCGACUUUGGUACAGGAUACAAAACGCUUGCGUGCAUAUCGUGGGGAAAAGGAUGGAGUUUGGGCAGGUUCACUGAAUGUUUCAACGGAUGGCAUAUAGGCUGGCACGUCCAAAUUGUUGUUGUUAGUCAAGAGCUUGUAGGAUAUAGUUCAGAUUGUAGUCGAAGUAGUCCAUAUGUUGAUGCUUGUUUACAGUA
Molecule: messenger RNA, 1116 nt
Organism: Mollisia scopiformis
Lineage: Eukaryota; Fungi; Ascomycota; Leotiomycetes; Helotiales; Mollisiaceae
Exons: 1
Coding region: 274-915 (213 amino acids)
Source: RefSeq, a predicted model, not a curated record